Microplitis demolitor is the source of this 3614-nucleotide messenger RNA. It is a transcript of the gene Prdm13, whose product is annotated as sal-like protein 1. NCBI's taxonomy places the organism in Eukaryota, Metazoa, Arthropoda, Insecta, Hymenoptera, Braconidae. The record is from RefSeq and is a predicted model, not a curated record. The transcript is spliced from 2 exons. Gene Ontology annotation, cellular component: nucleus. The coding region runs from base 298 to 1707 and encodes 469 amino acids.
UUAAGCUCUCGCAUAAGUAUAAACUCUUCAGUUCUAAGUCCAAUAGCACACUGCUGCUAUCACUAACCUGACUAUUUAAUUAGUCUGAAAAAAAAUUUUUAACGUGAAAAUAUAAAUUUUUUUUAGUGUUUAAGAAAUAUUUUCUAAUUGUUUAAUUAAAAUUAAUCAAUAAAUAUUAUUGAGAUAUUAAUUAUUAUUCAAAUUUAUAUUGGUUAAUAAAUUGAAAAAAGUUUUUAAAAGUGAAUCUUUAUGAACUAUAAGAUUAGUGACAUUACUUUGUAGCCAAAAACAAAUAGGAUGGUAAUGAGUAUUGAACCGAUGGAAAAGAUUCCCUUAUUUUAUAAUUAUAAUCGCAGCAAUUCUCAUAAGCUUCCAAGACAACGUCAUCGAGUAAUAGCUGCAGCAUAUUUGCCCACUGAUGUAUCUACUGAAAUUAUUAAAGACGUUGAUCUUCAAGAAAAUAAUGUUCCUGUUGUUCACUAUAUCAACGUUGCGCACCGAGAUGGCAGGUUAUAUUGCGUCGAUAGUCCAGUAAAUGCAUCUUAUUGGUUAAAAUUAAUAACUAUAGCAAAUGAUGUUCAUAGCGAAAACGUAGUCUUGGUAAAAACCAGUGAUGGCGUUUAUUUGAAAACUAUUAAAUUAAUUCAUCCGGGUGAACCAUUAAUGAUGUGGUUCAAUCUACAGUUACUUGAAAUAAUGAAUAUUCCUAUAUAUUUGUCACCAGUUAAUAUGGUACAAAAAGACAAUUCUUAUAGAUGUCAUAUUUGUGAUCGAUUAUUUGCGUAUCCAAAUCCACUAAAAAUGCAUCUCGCACUUGAUUGUGGUAAAUUAGAUCAAAGUUAUUUAUGGAAUAAACUAGUGAACAAAUACUUGAAAUUUCCUUUAGAUAAAUUUAGGAUAGAACUUCCAAGAGAAUUCGAAUAUCAAAUGCUUUCAAUGCAACAUCAAACAAAAAAAUCAUUACAUAGUAUCGAUAUGAAGCACCCAAGAGUAAAGCCAUCAUUAAGACAUUACACGCCAACAUCGACAUCAAGUUUUUCUAUUGCUGAAAUUCCGUCAACAACACCAGUAACUGAUGCACCAUCCAGUUCAUCGGAGCAAACAUCACCGAAUACAUCAAUUAAUUUAUCUUUAGAAAUUCCUAAAUCUCCAGCAACUCUUGAUAAUGUUGCUCUUAAUUCAGCAUUUAAGCCUUAUCCUUCUAAUCAUAAUCUUACUAUGACAGAUACAAGAACUCAUGAUUUAAUACCACGUAGUGAUCUACCAUUUGAUUAUCCUCAUCCUCUAAAUGCCCUUUUCCAAGCAAGUUUACGAUCGUCAGUACCAAUGCCGAAUGUUACAAAUGAAGCUCAAGCAGCAGAAAUGGAAACAUUUAUUAGCAAUCUUGGACGAUCAAAAGAAGGACAUUACUGUAUAUGGUGUCGUAAAGUUUAUUCACGAAAAUAUGGAUUGAAAAUUCACUUACGAACACAUACUGGCUUUAAACCGUUAAAAUGUAAAGUUUGUUUGCGUCCUUUUGGAGAUCCUAGUAAUCUUAAUAAGCAUGUUAGAUUACAUGCCGAAGGUGGUGAAACACCGUACAAAUGUGAUCUAUGCGGAAAAGUUCUCGUAAGACGAAGAGAUCUUGAAAGACAUAUUAAGUCUAGACAUCAAGACAAUGAAUAUGCCUCCAGUCCAUCGCCACGUCAAUCUUUACUUGACGCAUAACAAUAAUACUUUGAUUUUUAUCUUUAUAUUAAAGAGUCUUAAGGUAAAUGAUAAGUCAGUUUUUUUAUCCUUAGUUGACAAUUUUAAUUUAAGUAGAAGCUAAACAAUUAUCUAAACGAAAAAUUUUAACAUUGUAACAUAUAACAUGAAUCAAGUCUCUAUAAUUUGUAAAAUUAAAAUUUAUUUCAGCAAUGUGUUAGAAAAUUUAUCAUCUAAACAUUAUGGUAAGAUAAUAAAUCUAUUCAUAAAUAUGACUAUUCUUAAAAAAACUCUCUUCUUAAAUAUUUAUAUUUCAAAAAAUAUUUGUUCUUAAUUUUUUUUUCAAUUUCUAUAUAUCUUUAUUCUUAAAUACACGGAAAAAAAUGAACUAUACAAAUUGAGAAUGACAAGUAAUAUAAUGAUAAAGUGAUCAAUAAAUACUAUUAUUCUAUAUAGUAUUUUUUUCAUUUACGAUUUAAACGUGAAUAAUUACAGGAUAAGUAGGAAAAUUUAUUGUCUAUGCAAGAAAAAUGACUAUUUGAACUUUAAAAAUUGUAACUGACACUUAGAAAAUAGACGACACGUAUUAUAAAAUUAACUAUUUGAUUGUUAAAAUUCCCCAUAUUGACAACCGGGUUCCGAGUUAUAAUUUCAAAUAGUAAUUUUUAGAGUUUUUUUUCCCGUAUACCUUCAUAAUCCUGAUUAAAAGAAAUGAUUCAAAAUAAUUCAAAACGAUUCAAUUUUAAUACUAUAUAGAUGAACAUUCACCAUUAUGUGAAUCGUUUUGUUCAAUCAGGGAAUAUACAUGUAUAUUCUGUAUAUACUGUAUAAAGAUGGUACUCCAGCCUAGAACAAGUGGACAGCCUACUUUUUUUUUUUGUAUCAGUUCUUGAAAUAUGAAGAAAACAUUUUUUAACUAUAUUUUUCAUAUGAUUUUAUUGCAAUUUGUUAUGUAUAUUUGCUAUGUAGAGAUUGAAUAAGAAAGAUGUUAAGGAAUGGAGAUAUUUAGAAAUAGAGUUAAUAUCUUGCCAAAAUUAUUAAUACAAAUAAAGUAUAUGUUAUUAAUUUAUUUUUUUUAAGUGAUCAGUUUUUGAUCUGGAUACAAGUUUACUAGUGUGUUUUCAAUGAAUAUUUUUUUACUAAAAUUCUAAAUUUUUCUAUUUUCCCGCGACGUUGUUCUUAAAAUAGAAAAAUACAGAAUUAAUAUUUUAUUUUUAAUUAAAAAAAAAACUUUUAAUAUUAGUAUUGCAAUAAAGAUUUAAUAUAACCAAAUAAUUAGUAAAAUAAGUCAGAUGGUUUCAAUUCUAGUCAAUAAUAUCUUCUAAUCUAUUAGAAUAAAAAACUUAACAUAUUUAAGGCUGGCCUUAAGUAUACUAUAAAUUUUAAAACAAGUAAAAACAAAAUAAGUAAUUAAAAUAAAACUUUUUGUACUAACACCCCGGUAUAUAAUGUAUUAUAAUCAUGAUUAAGGAAUUAUUAACAUAGUAUGUAAUAUAAAAUCAUAAUAUCUACUAAAAUGACAAUAACUACCCGUAAAUUCAAGUAACACUUAAUGUAAUGUUAUUAGCAGUUACUUGUCUACUUAAAAUAUUUUUACCUAAAGUGAGUAUUAAUUUCUUUAUUCAGUUACCUACAUUUUCACUCAGCUUCAACUCUACUCAAUUGUAACUCUAUCCGAUAAUAUGUAUUGCACACCUUGUUAUUUGUUAAUAAAAAGAGUGGGUUAAAGCUGAGUAAAGUUGUUACUGAAUAUAGACUAUUCAUUUUGAGAAGACAUGUAACAUUGCUAUGCUAUUUAUAAGAAUAUUAGUAAAUCAAUUGUUUAACUAUUUUGUAACAUUGUUUAUACUGUAAUAUAUAUUGAAUAUGUACAAUAAUGUAAAUGUAAUAAUAUUACGAGACUGAUCAUAUUAUUUAAUUUAAUUUUA